Molecule: messenger RNA, 1922 nt
Organism: Myodes glareolus (Bank vole)
Lineage: Eukaryota; Metazoa; Chordata; Mammalia; Rodentia; Cricetidae
Gene: Crp
Product: C-reactive protein
Biological process (GO): innate immune response
Molecular function (GO): low-density lipoprotein particle binding; complement component C1q complex binding
Source: RefSeq, a predicted model, not a curated record
UAGUUAUAAAUCCAAGAAUGGGCUGGGACUGAGGCAAGGGAUCCAGGACUUAUCAUCGUUGCUCUGCCAGAUACAACUGUGUCCUCGUAGUGGAGAAAUCCAGAUCCCAGCAUCGUCAACAGACAUGGAGAGGCUGCUGUGCUACUCACUGAUCUUGAUCAGCUUCUCUCAGGCUUUUGUCCAGAAAGACAUGUCUAAAACGGCCUUCGUAUUUCCCAAAGAGUCAUCCAAUUCCUAUGUGUCCCUGAACGCACAGUCAAAGAAACCACUGACAGCCUUCACUGUGUGUCUCCAUAUCUACACGGAUCUGAGCACAACCCGCAGCUUCAGUAUUUUCUCUUAUGCUACCAAGAAAAACUCUAAUGACAUCCUCAUAUUUUGGAGUAAGGAUAAAGGGUAUGUUUUUGGAGUGGGUGGGCCUGAAAUAGUGUUCAAGGCUUCUGAAAUUCCUGAAGCUCCCACACACAUCUGUGCCAGCUGGGAGUCUGCUACCGGGCUUGUAGAAUUCUGGGUUGAUGGGAAACCCAAGGUGCGGAAAAGUCUGCGAAAGGGCUACACUGUAGCGACAGAGGCAAGCAUCGUCCUGGGGCAAGAGCAGGACUCAUAUGGUGGUGGUUUUGAUGUAAACCAGUCUUUUGUGGGAGACAUUGGAGAUGUGAACAUGUGGGACACUGUGUUAUCUCCAGAACAGAUCAAUACAGUGUAUGUUGGCGGGACACUCAGCCCCAGUGUUUUGAACUGGCAGACACUGGCGUAUGCAGUACAGGGUAACGUGUUAAUCAAGCCCCAGCUGUGGCCCUGACCUACUGUUGUGAGUCACGAGACACCUCCUGGGAUUACAUUCUCUCCCUUGUCUCUGGUUAUAGACCUUUUAAUACCAACAGAUGCUGCAGCUCUAGUCUGUGAAUAUGGCCCUUUCACCUCCCUGCUCUGCCUUCCUCGGCACCAGGGCAUGGCUUUGAAGUGCAUGGUGUUGCAGUUUGUGCAUCACACUGGGAAUCUUUACCAAAGAGAAUCAGAAUUAUGCAUGUUUUUGUUUUUGAUUUUUUUUUUUUGAGACAGGGAUUCUCUGUAUAACAGCCCGGCUGUCCUGGACCUUGCUCUGUAGACCACGCUGGCCUUGAACUCGUUGAGAUCCACCUGCCUCUGCCUCCCAAGUAAUGGGAUUAAAGGUCUGUGCCACCACCACCUGACUUUUUUUAUAUAUAUUUUUAAUUGAAAGAAUUUCAGACAAUCACUCACUCUUACAUAGAUGAGAAAACAGACACAUAGAAAGAAGAGUAAAUUUUUUAUUUAAAGAAUUUUAUACAUGAAUACUGUAUUUACUUCAUUUCUACCCUUCCCUCUCCAAAUCCUCCUGUGUCUUGAACUCUUAUUUAAUAGUUUUAUAUACAUACACAUACAUAAUACAAUAUGUACCAUCUAUCUGUCUGUCUAUCUGUCUAUCUAUAUCAGUCUGUCCAUCCAUUCAUUCAUCUAUCUGUCUCUCUUUCUCUCUCUCUAUCUCAAUCUAUUUAUCAUAUAUCUACUAUCUGUCUAUAUAUCUAUAUCAUUCUAUCUAUCUAUCUAUCUAUCUAUCUAUCUAUCUAUCUAUCAUCCAUUUAGCAUUGCAUAGAUGUUGUUGAGGGUUGACCACCUGGGACUGGAUAGCCUAUAGGUCGGGUGGCACGCCCCUGAAGAAAACUGAUUCUCCUUUUCUCAGCAGCCAUUUAUCACCUAUAGCUUUCAUACAGGGGUGGGACUUUGUGAAAUUUCUUCUAUCCAUGUUGCAUGUAAACUAGUGUUGCCAUUAUGAAGGUCUUGUUUAGGCAACCCAGAGAGAUGGAGCACUGUCUGCACUGUGCUCAGAGUAAGUUCUUUUCUGCAAUAAAAUCUGUAUCUGAACUUCCCAUGAGUCAAUAAAGCCACCAUGGUUUGAAUGA